This is a messenger RNA of Heterocephalus glaber (naked mole-rat), 1766 nucleotides long. Its product is annotated as survival motor neuron protein. Gene Ontology annotation, biological process: mRNA processing. Gene Ontology annotation, molecular function: RNA binding. NCBI's taxonomy places the organism in Eukaryota, Metazoa, Chordata, Mammalia, Rodentia, Bathyergidae. The record is from RefSeq and is a predicted model, not a curated record. Gene Ontology annotation, cellular component: cytoplasm; nucleus.
CGGAAGUCGUCACUCAGGUUGAGCCCCACACCGCUCAUCCUGCGAGAGGCUCGCAAUGGCGACGGGCGGCAACGGCGAUGGCGGCUGCGUCCCGGAGCAGGAAGACUCUGUGCUGUUCCGGCGUGGUACAGGCCAGAGUGAUGAUUCUGACAUCUGGGAUGACACAGCAUUGAUAAAAGCUUACGAUAAAGCUGUGGCUUCCUUUAAGUAUGCUCUAAAGAAUGGUGACAUUUCAGAUAAACCAAAAGGUGAAACUUCAGACAAACCAAAAGGCACACCUAGAAGAAAACCUUUUAAGAAGAGUAAAAGCCAAAAGAAGACUAUCACAGCUCCCUUGAAACAGUGGAAAGUGGGUGACAGAUGCUCUGCCGUUUGGUCAGAAGAUGGCUGCAUUUACCCAGCUACCAUCACUUCCAUUGAUUUGAAGAGAGAAAUGUGUGUCGUGGUCUACACUGGAUAUGGAAACAGAGAGGAGCAAACUCUGUCUGAUCUGCUUCCCCAGACCUGUGAGGCAGCUAACAACAUGGAACAGAAUGCUCAGGAGAAUGAAAAUGAAAGUCAGGUUUCAACGGAUGAAAGUGAGAACUCUUCCAAGUCUCCGGGAAGUAAACCAAGUAACAUCAGGUCAAAAGCUAGGCCCUGGAACUCCUUUUUCCCUCCGCCACCACCCAUUUCUGGUUCGGGAUUGGGACCCAGAAAGCCAGGUCUAAAAUUCAGUGGCCCACCUCCGCCACCACCACCACACUUCCUGUCAUGCUGGCUGCCUCCACUUCCGUCUGGACCACCAAUGAUCCCCCCACCACCUCCUAUCUGUCCAGACUCGUUCGAUGAUGCAGACGCGCUAGGCAGCAUGCUGAUGUCAUGGUACAUGAGUGGCUAUCACACUGGCUAUUACAUGGGUUUCAGACAAAAUCAAAAAGAAGGGAGGGGCUCACAUUUUAACUGAAUGAGGAAAUGCCCAUCCUGAGCCACACAGCGCAUCCAUGCAACUCUGAGCUGUCCGUCUCUGGCUUGGCUCUGCCAGCAGCUGCUCUUGCCAGCCGGCCCUGUGGACCUCUGUCCUGCACACAUGCAAAUAGGACUUGGGUGUGGAUCUGCCUGGGAUCCUUCCAGACUUCUGCUCCUUCUCUUCGUGUCCCUCUCUGGUCCCUGUCUCCUCAGGCUCCAGCACCUCCGCCCGAGACCUGAGGUGCAGCCAGCUGCCUGGGCUGGGGAACUGGCCGUAGCCUCAGCUGCCUCCACAGGCUGGAAGCCACUCCCUGGGCCAGCACCUACCCAGUGCCUGAAAAUGGUCACGUCGUGUAUUAUGCUGUUUUGUAGUCUGCAACAGGACAACAGAAAAACAAGUCCACCUCCAGCUUCUUCCCCAUUUUCUUUCUUUUUUUUUUUCCAGUACUGGGAAUUGAACUCAACCUUGUGCUUGCACCUCUGAGCUACAUGCCUGGCCCAUCCCCAUUUUCCAAACACCAGUUGGUUUUAACAAAUGUUUCAGGGCCAGGGAUUUAGCUCAGUCGUUUUGCCGCCUGCUGCGCAACCACAAGGACCCGAGUUCUAUCCCUAGUACCAAAAAACCCCCCAAAAACCAAAAAGCCAAAUGUUUCAUUGCUUCAUGAAUGCUUAGCCAGAUGACUUAGUUCACUGAAUCAUUUUUCCCAUUUUACAUACUUAUUUAUUUUUUGUGGUAUUGGGAAUUGAAUCCAGAGCUAUGGCCCUGGCCCCUUUUUAUUUAUUUAUAUUUUUGGGGGUACCAGGGAUCAAACUCAGGA